AUGCGUUAUAGUCGAUUAUUCCACGGCUUUUGGCCUAUACAAGGCGCACCAAGCUACACACUUCGUGGAUUUUUCUGCUUCCUCCUAUUUUAUAUUUUUUCUGUUUUAUAUAUACGCUCACGAUCCUCCCGUGACCCCGGUUCCUUUUUUUUCAACCCAUCCUCUGCCUACGAUCUUUCAUACUCGGCCGUCAGACUUAAGCAAGCUUCUGAAUUUAUUGACGCCGCGAACAAUGUGACCAUAAAAGCAGAAAUAGCACAUCAACCCAAAUUCUGUCUAGGCAUUGCAACAAUUGCACGAAAAGGCGUCCGUUAUUUUAAACACACAGUGGGUACAGUACUCGAGGGCUUAAGUGAUUUGGAAAGGGAUGAUAUUCAUUUGAUCCUCUUUAUCGCGCAUACCGACCCAUCGCAGCAUCCAGCAUAUUCCGAGCCCUGGCUUUAUCAACUAGCAGAUCAAGUCCUACUAUACAAUGACUCCGAUGUUGAUAUUGACCAUAUCAGAGAAUUAGAAACAGACGAGGCGAAGAUUGCAGCGCGAGAAAAGGCAUUGUUCGACUAUGUAUAUCUGUUAAAGGCCUGUGAAGCAGUUGAAGCGGAAUACACGAUCAUAAUCGAAGACGAUAUUGUCGCUUUAGAUGGAUGGUAUCAUCGUACUCGCGAUGCUUUAAUAUCUGCUGAAAAGCAGACUAAGGAUAUUGGAGCAUCAAAUUGGCUAUACCUUCGUCUUUUCUAUACUGAAGAGUUUCUUGGCUGGAAUUCCGAGAAUUGGCCUUUCUACCUGAUCUAUUCAUCGCUGGCUGUUUGCUUCGUCGCGGGUUUUCUUAUGGGUCUCCGACAUUAUCUACCAUACCUCCGCCCCUACAUCUCGACUGAAAUCGUUAUCCUUUCGAGCUUUCUCUAUACGCCGAUAUUGAUUGCGCUCUUUUUUGCUGCUGGACGAGUGACAAUGUUCCCUAUUCCAGAGGGCGUACACCAAAUGCCUAAAUAUGGAUGCUGUUCACAGGCAUUCGUCUUUCCCCAAUCACGCCUUUAUGAUCUUAUUGAUCUUUACACGACUAAGAAAAUUGGAUAUGUUGAUAUGCUAACGGAGGAAUACGCGAAUACAAAUAAUGAGAUACGCUGGGCGCUGACACCAAGCAUCAUACAGCAUGUUGGACGAAUGAGCUCUAAGGGCCUUAAUCAAGUUGCCGCACCUGUUAAGCCCAAUUCGAAGGCCGAGAUAACUGGCGUGGCAAAGCUAUGGAAUUUCAAGUUCGAGUUAAACGAUGCUGAAGCAUUGCGCUUAGAGCAUGAUGCUGCUAAAGGACGAAAUGAUGUAACUUAA
Molecule: messenger RNA, 1326 nt
Organism: Penicillium taxi
Lineage: Eukaryota; Fungi; Ascomycota; Eurotiomycetes; Eurotiales; Aspergillaceae
Exons: 2
Coding region: 1-1326 (441 amino acids)
Biological process (GO): GPI anchor biosynthetic process
Cellular component (GO): Golgi membrane
Molecular function (GO): glycosyltransferase activity
Source: RefSeq, a predicted model, not a curated record